Sapajus apella (tufted capuchin) is the source of this 4208-nucleotide messenger RNA. RefSeq names its product zinc finger protein 35 (gene ZNF35). The record is from RefSeq and is a predicted model, not a curated record. The coding region runs from base 1766 to 3349 and encodes 527 amino acids. Gene Ontology annotation, biological process: regulation of transcription by RNA polymerase II. NCBI's taxonomy places the organism in Eukaryota, Metazoa, Chordata, Mammalia, Primates, Cebidae. The transcript has 5 exons. Gene Ontology annotation, cellular component: nucleus. Gene Ontology annotation, molecular function: DNA-binding transcription activator activity, RNA polymerase II-specific; RNA polymerase II cis-regulatory region sequence-specific DNA binding.
GCAAGGAUGCAGAGAAACAGGAUCUCAGACAUUGCUGGGAAUGUAAAGUGGUACAGCCAGUCUGGAAUAUAAUUUGGCAGUUUCUUGUAAAACCAAACAUGUACAUGUCAUAUGCCUCAGUAAUUGCUCUCCUGAGCAUUUAUCCCAGAGAAAUGAAAACUUAGGUUCACACAAAAACCUGUAUAUGAAUGUUCAUAGCAGCUUUAUUUGUAAUGCUCGAAACCUGUAGGCAACCCAUAUAUCCUUCCUUAGAUGGUUAAAACAAAUUGUGGUUUAUGUAUCACCAUGAAAUACUUGUCACUCUACAAUAAAAUUGACUGAUUUAUUGAUAUCCAUAACAACUCAAAUUUUGAAGGGAAUUAAUGCUGAGUGAAAAUAAUCACAAAAGGCCAUAUUCUAUAUGAAAACAUUCAUAUAACAUUCUCAAAAUGUUAAAACUGUAGAGAUGAAAAAUGGAUUAAUGGUUGCCACAGGUUAGGGAUGGUGGGAGGGAAAAUGGGGAGAGGGUUGGAUGUAACUAUAAAGAGGUAGCACCAGAAAGGUCUUUGUGGUGAUGGAACACUUGUGUAUCUUGAUUGUAGUGGUGGUUACACAAAUCUACAGAUGCUAAAAAUGGCAAAAGUAUACACACAUAUUUUACCAAUGUUGAUUUUCUUUUUGGUGUUAUGUAAGAUGUGACCAUGAGGGGAAAGUGGGUGAAGGGUGCUAUCUUUGCAACUUCUGUGAAUCUGUCAUUUCAAAAUAAAAAGUAAAAACCAACAAUGACAGCAAAAAACUAAACAGCCAUAACCAAAUGAAGUGUGUGAAACUGAUUUGAAAAAAAAGUUACAAAAUAUAUGUUUUAGGACAGUUGGGAAAUUUGAAUAUGACUGGUUAUUAGAUGGAAUUAGGGAAUUAUUGUUAAUUUUUUUACCUGUGAUGCUGGUGGUAGUUUGAAGAAUAUUCUUAAUCUUAACGGAUGCAUGUUGAAGUAUUUGGAAUGAAGUGUUCUGAUGUUUACAACUUAAAAAAAAAAUGAUUUGAAGUAUGUAAAGAGAGAUCAGGCAAACAUAGCAAAAUGUUCAUUGUUGAGUCUAGAUGGAAAAUACAGGUAUUCAAUGUGACAUACUUCAACUUUUUUGUAUUCUUAGAUAUUUUCAAAAUAAAACAUUUGAGGGGAAAUUAUCAGGGCUUUCUACAGAUUAAUGCUUUGUAGCUUCAGGCUCUUGGGUGCACGCCUCGCCUGAGUGUCCCAUCUCUGCUUGGGGAUGCGCCCCUCCCUGCGGCUCACUUAGAGCUUCCACCGGAACAAUCCGCCUAAGCGCUUCUGCCGCAUCUCUGGUCCGGGGCAACAUUGGACACCCAUCGAGAGGAAAGCACCUCCGAGAUUCCUAGAGAGGCCGGCCUGGCGACUUGGGGAGCCGGAAGCCCAUCCCGAGGCACUUCCUGUCCGGUCAUUGUUCUUGUGCCGGUACGAGCUGAGGUCCCGGUCCGCCAGACUCCUGCUGCAGCGCCAGUUAACUCAGGUCGGGCCUCUUAGUUGCGCACGGACAUUUGGAAGCGAUGGAAAAUGUAAAAAUCAAACAAGAAAAUGAAAAGAACCUUAAAACUACCUGUAAUUACACCACCCAGAGAUAACUACCCACUCCUAACAUGUUGUAGACAACACUCACCUUGGCCCCGGGAAGACAUUCAGGAAGAAGCUUUUGAAACAUAAAGCUUAGAUGGGGUUUGGCCUCAGCUGGGCAGCUCCCAGCUCCAGGAAUUCCCCUGCUGAGCAGAGAAGAUGACUGCAGAAUUGAGAGAAGCCAUGGCCGUACCCCCAUGGGGCCCAGUGAAGGUGAAAAAGGAGGAGGAGGAAGAAGAAAACUUCCCAGGUCAGGCAUGCAGCCAACAAGUGCACUCUGAGAACAUCGAAGUCCGGGCCCCAGGGGAGGGUCUUCAAACAGGACUUGAUGGUUCAGAAGAGGAAGCAAAGGGUCAGAACAUAUUCUGGGACAUGGCGGUAGUCCUGAAAGCAACUCAGGAGGCACCUGCUGCUUCACCCCUUGGCAGCUACUCAUUACCGGGGACUUUGGCCAAGAGUGAGAUGCAGGAGACUCAUGGGACCAUGAGCUUUCUAGGUGCUGAAACCAAGAACCUACAGUUAAUGGUUCCAAAAACUGAGAUAUGUGAGGAAGCUGAAAAACCCCUCAUGAUAUCAGGAAGAAUCCAGAAAGCUGAUCCUCAGGGACCUGAGUUAGGAGAAGCUUGUGAAAAAGGAAGCAUGUUAAAGAGACAGAGAAUAAAGAGAGAAAAGAAAGAUUUCAGACAAGUGAUAGUGAAUGACUGUCACUUACCUAAAAGCUUCAAAGAAGAGGAAGAUCAGAAAUGUAAGAAAUCUGGGGCAAAAUACAGCCUUAAUUCUGGAACUGUUAAAAAUCCAAAAACCCAGCUUGGGCAAAAGCCUUUUACGUGUAGCGUGUGUGGGAAAGGAUUUAGUCAGAGUGCAAACCUCGUUGUACAUCAGCGAAUCCACACUGGGGAGAAACCCUUUGAAUGUCAUGAGUGUGGGAAAGCCUUCAUUCAGAGUGCAAAUCUUGUUGUGCAUCAGAGAAUCCACACUGGACAGAAACCUUAUGUUUGCUCAAAAUGUGGAAAAGCCUUUACUCAGAGUUCAAAUCUGACUGUACAUCAAAAAAUCCACUCCUUAGAAAAAACUUUUAAGUGCAGUGAAUGUGAGAAAGCCUUUAGUUAUAGCUCACAACUUACUCGGCACCAGAAAGUCCACAUUACAGAAAAAUGCUAUGAAUGUAAUGAGUGUGGGAAAACAUUUACUAGGAGCUCAAACCUCAUUGUCCACCAGAGGAUCCACACUGGAGAGAAGCCCUUUGCCUGUAAUGAUUGUGGCAAAGCCUUUACCCAGAGUGCAAACCUUAUUGUACAUCAGCGAAGCCAUACUGGUGAGAAGCCAUAUGAGUGUAAAGAGUGUGGGAAAGCCUUUAGUUGUUUUUCACACCUUAUUGUGCACCAGAGAAUUCACACUGCAGAGAAACCUUAUGACUGCAGCGAAUGUGGGAAAGCCUUUAGUCAGCUCUCUUGCCUUAUUGUCCACCAGAGAAUUCACAGUGGAGAUCUUCCUUACGUGUGUAAUGAAUGUGGGAAGGCCUUCACAUGUAGCUCAUACCUACUUAUUCAUCAGAGAAUCCAUAAUGGAGAAAAACCUUACACAUGUAAUGAGUGUGGGAAGGCCUUCAGACAGAGGUCAAGCCUCACUGUGCACCAGAGAACCCACACGGGGGAGAAGCCCUACGAAUGUGAGAAGUGUGGUGCAGCUUUCAUUUCUAACUCACACCUCAUGCGACACCACAGAACCCAUCUUGUUGAAUAACAAGGAAGAAAGAGGAAGACCUCCAGCAUUGGUCAUAACGUUCUGCAUCCCAAAUGAGACACCUCUGCUGUUUCUUCCUCCUUUAGAAAAGCGAGGCCUAUAUCCUUAAAAGUUACAGUUUUCAGGAAUGCAGCACAAAAUACAAGAUAAGCAUUUCAGAGGCUAAUUUAAAGAAAACGAAAGUAAGCACCUAAAGGCAAGGACUUUGUUUAAACUGUACCUUAAGCGGUCAUAUUUUCUGAAAUGGAAUGUGGCUUUCUUAGGAAUGGGUCAUACACAGCUAAGUGGUAAUGAUGCUGUUUGGGGAAGGUCUUUUUUGCUUAAUUUUGUUUUUUAAAACUUUGAUCGUUGCUUGAGCAACAGGCAGGUUAUUUGCCUGUUUGAAUUCUGGUUGAACCAUGUAUUCUGGUAUUUCUGGUUAAGUGGUGACUAGGUAAGGAAACUACUUGGGGUAGCAAUUCAACAAUUCAUUUAUGAACGUUUAUAAGCUUUCCAUUUCCUAGGUAAUUUUUUAAAAGCCAGUAAAAAAAAAAAAAAAAAAACUGUCUACUGUACCUAAAAUGGACAGAAAAAGGAAAUGGCCUUUUUCCUUACUGUCUAUACCUCCUGAACCUUGGUAUUGUAAAGCUCUGGGGACCUCUGAGUCUGUUCUGACCACUUCCUAGUCUGCAUGGCCAAGCACUCAAGGAUUGAUGGACACCACACACCAGCUAUAUGUUUGCUAAGAUCGACAGCUCCUUCUCCAAACUACUCAAACCCCUAAUUCCCAUUGCAUUCCAUUUGGGUGAGAUGCAACUAACAGCCCCCUUCCUGGAUAAAGGAGUCAAAGAAUAAAGCUUGCCUAGAGGCAUGCCCCAGU